Molecule: messenger RNA, 793 nt
Organism: Notothenia coriiceps (black rockcod)
Lineage: Eukaryota; Metazoa; Chordata; Actinopteri; Perciformes; Nototheniidae
Product: troponin I, slow skeletal muscle-like
Exons: 8
Coding region: 82-648 (188 amino acids)
Biological process (GO): cardiac muscle contraction; skeletal muscle contraction
Cellular component (GO): troponin complex
Source: RefSeq, a predicted model, not a curated record
CUGGUACGUUCUUCUCUCCAUCACUUUGUGUCCGUCUGAAUCCACAGCAACAACAUAGAAAGGGGGAAUUGAGAUACCAAGAUGCCUGAGAAAGUACCAGAGAGGAAAUCAAAGAUCUCAGCUUCUCGCAAGCUAAUGCUGAAGAGCUUGUUGGUUGCCACUGCCCAGGAGGCGCUGGAGCAGGAGUUAGAAGAAAAGGAGGAAGAGAAGGAAAAGUACCUGGAAGAACACACUCCUCCUAUACAUACCAGCUGCAUGUCGUUGGCAGAGCUAAAGACAUUAUGUGAAGAGCUGUAUGCCAAAAUAGACGUGGUGGACGAGGAGCGAUAUGAUAUUGAAGCCAAAGUCUUGCACAACACCAGAGAGAUUAAAGACCUGAACAUCAAGGUAGUGGACCUGCGAGGGAAGUUUAAGAGACCCAGCCUGAGGAGGGUGAGGGUUUCUGCUGACGCCAUCCUGCGCUCCCUACUGGGCUCCAAACACAAAGUCUCUCUGGAUCUGAGAUCGAAUCUUAAAUCAGUCAAAAAGGAUGACACAGAAAAGGAGAAGACGGUGGAGGUGAACGACUGGAGGAAGAAUGUGGAGGCCAUGUCGGGCAUGGAGGGCCGCAAGAAGAUGUUUGAUGCAUCAAUGGGUCAAAACCAGUAAAUGGCUGUUAGUGAAAGAAACAGCUGGCUCCAAAGAGUGCAUACAACACACAUUAAUGCAUAAACUCUCACUUCACAGGGCUACAGGGAAUAUUUUGGUACAUUAUAUAUUCAGUUCAUUACUGUGUGUUUUGUUGCAUUAUCAC